CUCUCUCACGCACACACAUACGGCCGGGCGCGGACGCUUAAACCAUCUCUGUAUUCUCUGAGCUGCUGCAGGCAUCCGUUAAUCUUCCUAAGGUGUUUGUAAAAUUGUCUGUGAGAAGAAGACCCUAGAUUGUGUUCUUACACCUUAGCUAGAAACUAUCAAUUGAUUCACAGAUCAGAAAAGGGGUAUAUUUUAAUGUCUCUGAGGAUAAAAGCAGUCGUAGAUAAGUUCGUUCAAGAGCUAAAGGAAGCUUUAGAUGCUGAGAUACAAGACAGAAUUAUGAAGGAAAGGGAGAUGGAGAGUUACAUUGAGGAGCGUGAGCGUGAAGUGGCAGAGCGUGAAGCUGCCUGGAAAGCCGAACUCUCUCGUCGUGAGAGUGAAAUAGAUGAAAACGAGCGUGAGAAGGAUUUGCUGGUGGGGGGCACAUCGUGUAAUCUUGGUGAUGCAGGUGCUUUUGAGGACCUCCGUGCUGAACCGAAGGAAUACAAAGACACUCUAGCCCGGAUGAGGGCUACAAUGGCUCAUCAUUUCCUCGUACUUCUUAACACAGCAACCGAGGACAACUUGUUUAAGAUCAAGGGUGUUGCAGCCGACAGGGUACAACUGAUUCUUACACUUCGUCAAGUGUCUCCAAUUGAAACCCUUGAUGAUGUGGCUCGUAUCUGUCCAGCGACACUGUUCUCCGAAAGACAGGUCCAACGCUUGUUGAGAGACCUAUUUAUAGCCCUAUACUGUGUUGAGACGGAGGAAUUGGAAGACUUCCAAGUCCAGAUGAGGGCUGACAUGGACGAUGAAUUUCUUGAUUUUCUUAACAAGGCACCCUGGGCAAACUUAUUAGCAGUCUAUGGUAUUGGACAUAAAAUGGCCGACAAGAUUCUUGAACACCGUCCAUCUCACACUCUUUAUGAUUUUGGUUUGGGAAAAUCAAAGAUCCAGAGCAUCAUGGUGGGCAUGGCUCGGUUUCAGCUAUACCCGGAGAUUUAUUCUCGCCGGACACGCACCCGAGGAUGACAGUGUAGAUAAAACGACUAUAGUGUAGCUGUGAUUAAAACAUAGUAGAAUGUACAUUGUAAUAAGGGUUUCUUUUUGUGAUUAAAACAUAUUAUUGUUUCUUAACUCUCUAAUGCCAUAGAGUUGAAGUUGGAACUAUGUUCUAUGAUGUAAAUGUUUUGGGAGGAUGCAAUUUAUAUUCCAUGGGUGCAUUCUGCUAUUUUUGCAA
Molecule: messenger RNA, 1219 nt
Organism: Erythranthe guttata (spotted monkey flower)
Lineage: Eukaryota; Viridiplantae; Streptophyta; Magnoliopsida; Lamiales; Phrymaceae
Source: RefSeq, a predicted model, not a curated record